UAAUAUCUCGCGUACAUUCUACAAUCGAUAGCGCUCGACUUGCAUCACGUCUGAGGAGGUCGUCCGUUAGGUCAAGUCUCAUUCCUCGUCAAACGUUUCGUGCGGAUUGUCACGUUAGUUUUUUAAUUCCAAUAAGGCGUUUCACUUCAAUAAGCAGUUACGUCAAAAUGCCCAUAAAAAGCAUCAAGGCUCGUCAGAUCUACGAUUCUCGUGGAAACCCGACAAUAGAGGUUGAUCUUGUUACUGAGCUUGGAGUCUUCCGUGCAGCUGUACCAUCUGGUGCAUCUACUGGCGUGCACGAAGCCUUGGAACUGAGAGACAAUGAUAAAUCGAAAUAUCAUGGGAAGUCUGUCUUUAAAGCCAUUGAAAAUGUAAACUCCAUCAUUGGACCUGAACUGUUAAAGGCCAAUUUAGAUGAAACACAACAGACGGACAUAGAUAAUUUGAUGCUGAAAUUGGACGGCACACCAAACAAAUCCAAACUUGGAGCAAAUGCAAUUUUGGGUGUUUCUUUGGCUGUUUGUAAGGCUGGUGCUCAAAAAAAGGGCUUACCUCUAUACAAAUAUAUUGCCGAGUUGGCUGGUAAUAACGACAUCGUGUUGCCAGUACCAGCACUUAAUGUCAUCAAUGGUGGUUCUCAUGCUGGCAAUAAGUUAGCUAUGCAAGAAUUCAUGAUCUUACCUACUGGUGCAUCCAAUUUUACAGAAGCGAUGAAAAUGGGCAGCGAAGUCUAUCAUCACUUGAAGGCUGGUAUCAAGAAGAAGUUUGGCCUCGAUGCCACGGCGGUCGGUGACGAAGGUGGCUUUGCACCAAACAUUUUGGAAAACAAGGAAGCUCUUAACUUGAUCAUGAAUGCAAUUAAGACUGCUGGCUAUGAAGGAAAGAUUAAAAUUGGCAUGGAUGUUGCCGCCUCCGAAUUCCAUAAAAAUGGAAAAUAUGAUUUAGACUUCAAAAAUGAAAAUUCUGAUCCAAACGCAUACCUGGAACCAGAAGCGUUGAAAAAUUUAUAUUUGGAAUUUAUCAAAGAAUUCCCAAUUGUAUCAAUUGAGGAUCCAUUUGACCAAGACGGCUGGGAUUCUUGGACAUCCAUGACUGCAGCUACCCCCAUUCAGAUCGUCGGUGACGAUCUUACUGUUACGAAUCCUGAGAGGAUUAAGACAGCUAUUGAGAAGAAAGCUUGCAACUGUCUGUUGUUAAAAGUCAAUCAAAUUGGUAGCGUGACCGAAUCCAUCAACGCUCACAAGCUCGCUAAGAGUAACGGUUGGGGUACCAUGGUUUCUCAUCGUUCUGGAGAGACGGAGGACACGUUUAUCGCUGAUUUGGUCGUUGGUCUCUCGACCGGUCAGAUUAAGACCGGGGCGCCUUGCCGUUCGGAACGUUUGGCCAAGUAUAAUCAGAUCCUGCGUAUUGAGGAGGAACUUGGCGCGGCUGCGAAAUACGCAGGGGAGAAAUUCCGCAAUCCUCAUGCUUAAAUGGGAUCAUAACAUACCUACAUACAUAUUGAAAUCCAUCAUCGCGCAAAAGUUUGGCAGUUGUUUGGCACAUAACAAUAUUACGUGAAUCGAUUGUUCAUGUUUAUGCGAUUGUUCUAGGUAGGUAUGAGAACUUAUAUUCUUCUUGUUAACAUUGAUAAAUAAUAUCCAUGAUUAACAUACAUCAAUGUGUAUAAUACCACAAUAGAAUACUCUCUAAAUAUGUUGCAGUUAUCGUUUUAGAAAUUCGUGAAAAGAUGACUAGAAAUUUACAAAA
Pogonomyrmex barbatus (red harvester ant) is the source of this 1749-nucleotide messenger RNA. It is a transcript of the gene Eno, whose product is annotated as alpha-enolase. Gene Ontology annotation, cellular component: phosphopyruvate hydratase complex. Gene Ontology annotation, molecular function: phosphopyruvate hydratase activity; magnesium ion binding. The record is from RefSeq and is a predicted model, not a curated record. Lineage: Eukaryota; Metazoa; Arthropoda; Insecta; Hymenoptera; Formicidae. Gene Ontology annotation, biological process: glycolytic process.